AUGCACCCAUGGCAAUGUCUUUGCAAUGGGCAUCAACACUUUCCAAAGCUCUUGGAAAAGAGCUGGACCUCAGUGACACUCCUCUUGACUACCGUACAUGUGAGUCUCUGCAGUUGGUCUUGGAUUACAAAGAGGAGCUUACACAUCUUAAUCUCAGCUAUUGUCAGAUCACAGAUGGGUGCUUGGAUCUUUUACUCCCUCACCUUCACAAAAUUAUGAUUUUAGAUCUAACUGGAAAUGACAUUACUGACAAAGGUGUGCUGAGACUGCACCAAGCCUUAGAAGAAAACAGUUUCACAAAGACCAUAUGCCUAUGUGACAAUCAAAUAACAGAGAUGGGCCUCCUGGUGAAAGAAGCACGCUUUGAAACCCAACAGACUGAUACAAGAAGAUGCGUCCAACCCCAGAAAUACAUUGCAAAAGAUUUAAGAUCAAAAAACGAGAUGGAAAAAUCAAUCAAUACUUUUGUUAAGACAGAAGAUCCCAUAAAGAAGUUUGAGCCUGAACUAGCAGUAAAUAAUGGCAGGAUUUCCUAUAGGUUUCAGUGGAAAACAGAAGGCCUUUUCAUGUGCAGCGCAACUGGGCUAGUGUUUGGAUUGAAAGGAAAUGGAUGUAUAGAGUACAGUGUGGCUCACUGGAAGAUGCAUCACCUCAUCAACACUCACUAUGAGCCUGCUGGACCUCUGUUUGAUAUCAAAACCCCUACAGGAGAAAUCUAUGAGCUUCAUCUUCCACACUGUGAGACAAACGUUGAUGCAAUUGGAAAUCUUUCUGUUGUCCAUAUACAUGAGGACACUCGGGAAUUCCUCUCUCCAAUUAAAAUUUCAAGAACACAUAUAGCUGUAAAUGUCUGUAGGUUAUCUGAGCUUGGGAUUGCGCAUGAGAAUAAUAAAAAUAACAAAACCAUCAAUGGCCAGGUGCUGCUGUUCCAGGAACCUGAUACAUCAUCGACACAGCAAAGGCUAUGGGUUUUUCUAUUGCCAAGUAAUGUUCCGGUCUCUGAGAUUAAAGAACAGCAAAAAGAGUAUAUGUUCAUCCAAACCAGCUCUGACUGCAAACUACAGAUAAAUGCAAAGUAUGCUCUGAUCUCAAAAAAAGCCAAAAGAGUCCAACCGAAGAAAAAAUUAUUUGAACCCUCGCACGCUGGUAAUCACCAUCCUACAUUCGAGAUCUUCUUAGAUAAAGAUGUGACUGAAUUGCGAAUUAAAAUUCAGCGUAAAAUAAAGGAAAGUGAUAUGAUUAAUUUCAAAACUGCAUGGAAUCGUUGGAUAGUUCUCAAGAAAAACACAGAUAAUCAUGCACAAAUGAGAUCUGAAGAACAUUCUAACAUUCAAGUGAGCUGUAAUACCUGGAUAUCUGCUCUUGGUAAUAUCAUGGAAGAGCUUACAAGUGUGGAGUUCAAGAAACUGAAGCAUUUAAUGAAGCACACUGGGAAAAGAGAUCCCAUUCGUUCAGUGAAACUUGAAGAAGCAAAAGGCAGGUGUGAGUUGGCUACUUUGGUUGUUAAGACAUGGGGAUUUGAAGAAUCAGUGAAAGCCAUAGAUGAGUUCAUGAAGAAGCUGCCUCGCAAUGAUGAAUCUGUGACAGACAAACUAAAGCCAUAUGCGACACAGUUUGGCCUUAUCGGUUAGAGCAUAUCACAGACUUUUCAAUCAUAUUGUAGACAGAUCUCAGCAAAAAAGCACUUUUUAUUAACACUCAACAACAGACUGCCUUUAAUGACUGUUGUUUGGUUGUAUUUCAAAUGUAAAUUUUCAGUAUAGCCUACCUGUAUAUGUGGUUUUGUAAUUGAUUUUAUAAAUUGAUUGUAAAGAUGUUCAGGUUGAUUAUAUGUUCAUAUACUGUAUUUAUUUAGCUGAUGCUUUAAUCCAGAGUGAAUCAAAAAAUUAAGCAGGCAGUACCAUGAGAAGUGCUGCAAUUAAGUGAACUGUAAUUAUGACAAAGAGUUGUUCUCAAUUGUUCUCAACUUCUUUUUUAUUGUCCAAACAGACUGUGUGUGCAUGUGUAUGUGUGUGUGUGUGUUGGUGGAGCGGAUGUUUGACAUGAAUUUC
This is a messenger RNA of Cyprinus carpio (common carp), 2051 nucleotides long. RefSeq names its product NACHT, LRR and PYD domains-containing protein 1a-like. The transcript is spliced from 10 exons. The record is from RefSeq and is a predicted model, not a curated record. The coding region runs from base 9 to 1631 and encodes 540 amino acids. Gene Ontology annotation, molecular function: protein binding. Lineage: Eukaryota; Metazoa; Chordata; Actinopteri; Cypriniformes; Cyprinidae.